Bombus terrestris (buff-tailed bumblebee) is the source of this 1644-nucleotide messenger RNA. It is a transcript of the gene Sld5, whose product is annotated as DNA replication complex GINS protein SLD5. Gene Ontology annotation, cellular component: GINS complex. Gene Ontology annotation, biological process: double-strand break repair via break-induced replication; DNA-templated DNA replication. The coding region runs from base 247 to 903 and encodes 218 amino acids. The transcript has 2 exons. Lineage: Eukaryota; Metazoa; Arthropoda; Insecta; Hymenoptera; Apidae. The record is from RefSeq and is a predicted model, not a curated record.
UAUAGUAGUUUUUACAGUAUUUGUGGGAAAAUAUUAACUAUACAUAACAUAUUUUGUAUAGAAUAUGAAUUAUAUAAUAUAAAUAAUAGAACACCUGUUCGAGAAAUGUAACCUCUUAGCGUUUCGAUAAACCCUGCUAUCGGACUUAUCCGUACUUUGGGAGUUAAAAUAAUACUAUGAUUUUUUUGAAAGUAUAUUUAUUAAAAAGUUUAUAAGAUCGCUAACUUUUUGUAAACAAUAUAAAACAUGGAAGUUGAUGCAGGAGCACAAUUGAUAGCAGAGGACAGUGAUCAGGAAGAGGAAGAACUAACUGCUCAAAGUGUUUUAUUAGCGAUAGAGGAAGCUUGGCUAAACGAAAAAUUCGCUCCUGAGAUUUUACCACACCGGUCUGAUUUGAUUGAGUGCAUGCUGCAGCAAAUCACACAUAUGGAAGAAAACAUGAAGAGGUUAGACAAAGGAGAUCUAAGAUUAAUGAUACAUAGAAUGGAAUUAGAUAGGAUUAAGUAUGUGAUAAGUAAUUAUCUCAGGGCUCGAUUAGAGAAAAUUGAGAAAUAUACCAUUUACAUACUUUCUCAAGAAGCUAACAGAUCUUCUGAGGAUUGUUACUUAUCAGUUGCAGAACUACAAUUUGCGAAAGAGUUUCUUGCAAGCAUCGAAACACUUUUUAAAACAGUUGCUUUGCAACAUAUGCCUGGAAAUUUUCAGACAUUUGAAGUUGAUACAUUAGCUGUAAAACCUAACAUGCAAGCAUAUGUAUUUUUAAGGGCUAAUGAUAGAAUUAAUGGAAUCUUACUUCCUGGUUCAAUGGACGAAGAAAUAGAUCUUGAACCAGGCUCCCAACAUAUUAUACAAUAUAGUGCUAUAGCUGAUUUAGUUAAAACUGGCGCUGUUAAAUUAAUCUAAUAUCUUAUACAAUUUAAUAGUGUGAAUAAAGAAAUCUAAUACUUUUUAUAGUCAUUGUAUAAUGAAGUCUUAUUAUUUACAUUAUACAAAAUUAAUAUAUUAGAAUAGAUCUGUGUAAUUAAUCUGUUACAAAAAAUUAUAGAAAAAGUUUGGGACAAUAUGUGUGUGUAUAUAUAUAUAUACACACACAUUUGUGUACAUAUAUUUUAUUAAAAAGUAAUUGUACAUUGAAUUUACAUAUAAUUUCAUAUUGUAAUCUUUUUCAACAUAUAUAAAAUAUAUUUUGCAUUAUAAAAUAUCUAAACAAUAUCAAAAAUACUAUUAUAUAUGAAGUACAAUGCUUUGCAGAUGCAAACUUAUGCUCCUUAUGCAAAUUUACUUGUGAACAUUUUCACUGUGUAUGGACAAUAUUUUUACAUUAAACAAAGUUUACAAAAUUAUAGCUGGAGUAUUUUAAAGAAGUUUUGAUUGUAAGAAGUGUCAUUAUACAUUAAAUAUAAAAUAAAUAAUUAUGUAAGUAGGAACAAUAUUAGUAUUUACCAAAAUUCUAAUUAAAAUUCUAAUUAUCUUUCACUGUUUCACCAUUAUGGAUUUGUGGUGGUGACUGCAAUUCUACAUUGGUGCAGACACUGUUAUAAGCCUAAAAUUUGAUAAAAAUUUAUACAAAUUACAACAAAUUGUUAUAAACAGAUAUUAUAAACAAGAGAAUGUGUAAUAUAAAUAUACCUCUUCUGCAAUUUU